GUAACGACACGAAGAAUGUCCAUUCAAAUCAAUAAAAAUUGGUUCUGGACUCUUUAUCUGCUCUGAUUAGAGAGAUAUUCUCCAAGAUUUUGUGCAAGACAGAAAAUAAGGUUCAAAUGCUCCAUUAUGAUGUUUUUAAAAAGCGAAAAGGAUACAUAGAGACAGUGAAGCCACAAAAUUUUUGCAAAGAUGCAUUUGAAAGCAUUGUUUAGAAGUUCAAAUUUAAACAGUGGCGUUGAACAAGUAGAAUCAAAUAAGACAAAAAAAGAAAUUGCAUCGGGUCAUACUGGAAAAACCUAUACGUUUUCCAGACUCUUGUAAUGAAUGAGUUUAAUAUGUUUGAGUCACCAGAAGUGAUUAAAAGUUGCAUUUUCAUAUUUAAUUUGUAGACACCAUGUUUAACAUUGGUUCUGUUGGGUUAUUUAAAUGGUUCUGUUUAGUUUGUUUAUUGCAAAAAGCAAUAAACAAACUAAACUUUAUAUGCCAAAAAGUCCAGUUUGUACUGAAGUAAAAAAAGAAAUUCUGGUGCUGCUCUAAUUCUGCAGUCACCUUCAGUUUAUUAUAAUAUUUGAACACAAACAAACUAAAUGGUUCAUAAACCUUUAAAAACUCAUUUGAAAUAGCUCUGGCACUUCUUCAGAGCUUAAUCACAGCUGUUAUUAGGUUGCUAUGGGAACAGAUUUGUAAAAAAUAAAACAGUUGUUUUUUUUUAAAAUGCAACACAGCAUGAUUUUGAAAAAACUCUGGCCAUUUAAAAUUAGCUUCCGUGUUUUUGAUUUCUUUCUGGGUUACAAUGUCUGAUUCUUUCAUAAAAUGAAGAAAAAAAACGGAGCAAAAAAAGCUUUGCAGGGAGGGGUCAAGGAAAAUUCUUCCAUCAGUCUUAAAACAAACGAGAAGAAACUAUUAGGUGUGUCAAAACAGCAGAAUAAUCCCUCAAAAAACCCAGCCGGAAGAGGCCUUGGAAAAGCCGGAGCCAAACGUCUGGGUCGGCUUCUGAAGCGAGUCGUUCUGCCUCGGGAGGAACCGGCGGCCGUAGCUGCACUUCCAAAGACUCCCGUUCGUCUUUUCAAGCAUCAGAUCGAGAAGAAAGCUGAUAAUGCACCCACGGCAAAGUUCUCGAGGCAGCAGGUUUCCAAACUCAUCCUCAAUGUGGUCUCCCAGUGCAAACAUAAAGGAGGCAUCUCCAUGGAUGAGCUCAAGGAGACACUGGCCGCCGAAGGCUAUGAUGUUGCAAAGAACAACCGGCAAGUUAAGGUGGUGACGGAGCAGCUGGUCAACAACAAGACACUGGUGCGAACUACGAGAAACACCGCACUGAGACUCAAUAAGAAAGUCAUAAAAACAAAGAGUGUAAAGACGAGCAAAGCAACACCUCAGAAGCCCCCACCAGAGCCGGAGAAGAAGACUUCAGCCCAAAAAAACCCUGAAGAAGAGACAAAGACACAGAAAAAUAAAAAUCUGGCCAAAGCAAAAGCCAAAAUACAAAAAAUGAAAAAAAAUACUGACAAAGCAGCGCCAAAGUCCAAGAAACAAAGAAAACAGUCACCCAAACCCAAAAGAAAACCCCAGAAACGAGCCAGGAAGAGACCUCAACUCAGAAACAACCGAUCCAUGCGAGCUCAAACGCCACCAGCAAAGACUAAAAAGGCAUAUAGGCAUCAACUAAAACAGGUCAAAUCUUCUAGGAGAAAGCAAUCACAAAGACGGAAACUUCCUACAAGAAGAUCGAAGCGGCAGAGAAAGCAUCGCAGGUGUUGCAGGAGUUGCAGGAGUUACUAGAAGCACUGGCAAUAAACUGAAGUAUUUUUAUCAAUCUGA
Molecule: messenger RNA, 1818 nt
Organism: Poecilia reticulata (guppy)
Lineage: Eukaryota; Metazoa; Chordata; Actinopteri; Cyprinodontiformes; Poeciliidae
Source: RefSeq, a predicted model, not a curated record